Messenger RNA from Lucilia cuprina (Australian sheep blowfly), 2794 nucleotides. It is a transcript of the gene BBS1, whose product is annotated as Bardet-Biedl syndrome 1 protein homolog. Gene Ontology annotation, biological process: protein localization to cilium; non-motile cilium assembly. The record is from RefSeq and is a predicted model, not a curated record. Gene Ontology annotation, cellular component: BBSome; axoneme; centrosome. Bases 842 to 2641 code for a protein of 599 amino acids. The transcript has 6 exons. Lineage: Eukaryota; Metazoa; Arthropoda; Insecta; Diptera; Calliphoridae. Gene Ontology annotation, molecular function: smoothened binding; patched binding.
UUCAGCUAAGUGAAUAACCGAACUUGAAAAAAAUACAUACAAGUACAUAAACAAGCAGAUCUUGCAGAAAUAUUGUAUAGUGAAUAAACUCUUUCAAUGAUUACUGGUUUUGACCAACUCUCUUAGACAAAACUCCAUCGGUAGCAGCAGCAGUAUCAUCAUCAUUUUGGGUAAAAGUUACGGAAAUAACGAGAGUGUUUUGGUUUGUGCUGCUAUUUUUGUUUAAGAUUAAAAAUAAUUUACAAUUUAUUUUCAUUUUUCUUGCGCCUGUGAAUUUUAUUUUAAAUAUCGGCACGAUCCCCUAGUAAAAACAAAAAAUAAAUAUUUUUGUGGCGGAUCAAACGUAGUAGCAACCUACUUUAACGAUUAUAAUCGUCGUUCUUGUUUCAUGGAUUUUUUUGCAAAUGUUUACAUUUUGUUCAUGAUUCUUGAGUGUGUUUGAACGUUAAAGUGAUGAAUAAGAGAUUUUUUUUGCCGGUUAUUUAAAAUGAAAUUGUGUGUAUAGCUUUCACUUGAUGACCGGAUUUAUUUGUGGUUUUAGGCAAUUACCAACAACUAACCAAUUUCAUAGACAAUUUUAAGUGUUUAAAAAUAAAUUUAAUAUUGCUAUUAUUGAUUAUCAAAAGAGUUGGAUGAGUUUUUAAUCGAAUAAAUUAUUUGCUGGGUAAAAUCAAAGAAAUGAAGUUAAGCUACUUCAAAAUGCAACCCUUAAAUAAUACUACUAAAUAACCAACAAGGACAUACAAAAACCGUUACUAUGGUAAAUAGAAAACAACCAAACGAAAACAAAACCUAAAACUACAAUAUUUUAAUAAUAAUACUAUAAUUAAGAGAAAUAAAUAUGGGUACUCCGGGAAAUUGGUUACAAGUUAUUGUGGACGAGAAUGAAAAACCCAAAUUAACCACAUUACCAACAUGUAUGACUGUCAGCGAUAUUAAAUCGGACAAUUAUGUUAGACUAAUAGCAACUGAUAUAACAUUAGAUGAGGAACCACCGGCAGCUAAGCUUAAAGUAUUUCGGGGUAUUGAUUUGGAAUCCGAACACGAAUUGAACGGUAUACCAGCAGCUAUAGAAAGUUUGUACAUCGAUGAGUCGGAACCAAAAACACCGAUUUUAGCUGUGGCUGUCAGUGAAUCGGUGUUAUUCUUUCGCCAUAUGAAACCUUAUUUCAAAUAUACUUUACCCGAAUUGGAGGUUUUGGAGGAGGAAAAGGAAAUAUGGCGUAAAUUAAAUAUAGUAAGAACAGAUGAUCAUGAAGCUCUUAUAGAGGAACUUAAAGGUAUGGAACGUCCUAAACUAACCAGGAAAUCUCAACAUUUGCUAAAUCUAAUGCCCCAGGACAGGGAUAGAUUUAUACGUGAACAAGGAGAACACAAUUUAAUACGUUAUCCAUCGGCAGUUGCUCUUAAAUGUUUAGCCCGUGUUUCGAGUGGCGUUUCACAACCCCCCUCACAUUUAGUAAUUGCCACCGAUACUGGUGAGAUUUUAAUACUAGAACCUCAAAGUUUUGGACUAUUAUAUAGAGCUAUGGCUUGCCCCGAUAUAACGCCUAGUAUGUUGGCUGUCAAUGGUUGUUUUGAAACUGACUUCUGUAUUGCUAUAGCUACACGUUAUGGCUCGGUUUAUCUUUUACGCAAAGCAGCCACCGAAGGUCAAGAAAUAUUUAAAUUAUCCCACCCAUUAACUGGUUUAGUUCUACUACCCAUCGAUCAGACAAUUGUAGUAUCAUCGAUGGAUAAAAAAUUACUUUGCUAUUCGAAAAAGGGUAAACAAUUGUAUAUGGUGCGUUUGGAGGAACAACCAAUUUGUAUGACCAUGGUGAAUUUAACCCAUUUGGGUUUGACUUUAAUUUGUGUGGCUUUACAAGGCGGACUCUUGCAAUUUUACAUGCAAAAGUAUUUGGUGGAUGAAUUUCAAAUUUGUGGCACUGUUAGUUCCAUGAUUUUUGGCUAUUUGGGUUUGGAAGAACAUGUUCUUUGCUUGACAACUAUUGAAGGCGAUUUAGUGAUUAAAAUUCUAAAGAGAACAGCAUCCUUCGAACCAAAUCAGAAGUUAUCCGGACGUGGCAUACCGCAUAUCUCAGACAUGGUGCAAAACGCAGUUUUGGAAAAACCCAAAAAGAGUUCUAUAUUUGUAGAACAAGUUGCUCGAGAAAAGCAGAAUGCUAAAUCCACCUAUGGAAGCUUUCAGGUGGAAUUAUGGCGUUUAAGACAUACCGCUGCCAGAGCAACAGUUGAUGCUUUAAAUUCUUCCGAACGCACUAUAUCGGGAGAUAUAACUCAUGCUCCUGUAAAACUUUCAGCUGAAGUUUGUGGUGUCGGUCCGGUCUUUCGUUUGUAUUUAACAAUACAAAACUUAUCAACAUAUAAAAUGGCUUCAAAUCUAGUAGUUCUACUGCAUGCCGAUAGACGCCAUUAUACUAUACAAAAAUCUAUGGCCAAGCUUCCCAGUAUAUUGCCUGGAGUUCCAUUGAAGAUUGAUUUUGAAGUAGUGGCUGUUUUGGAUAUUAAUGACAAAUUACCACCGCAUACCCUAACACCAGAUAAUUCACACAUACGUGUAAUGAUAAUGAAAAUUCAACAAACAAAACCAUUAAUAGCAGCCGUCAUUGCAAUGCCACAAUCAGAAGCAAAUUUCUAAAGCAUAUUAUUAGGCUGACGAAGUACUCCAUAAUGAUCGUUAUUAGGGCAGAUUGAAAGUAUACUUCACAAUUUAAAAAAAAAUACCAAUUAUAUGAUUUGUAACGCUUUUUUAUUUAUUAAUAAAUUAUUAUUCUAAUUUAAUGUUCCUUAA